AUGAGCACUCUCAGGCCAUUGCGUGGCGGCUGCCAAUGCGGCCGCAACCGUUACAUAAUUGCUGUUCCUCAGAAUGGUAUCAAUGAGGCACAGGUUCUCUUCAACACCGAGUCUGCACAUCAGAUACCUCUUGCAACUCCACUGGCUGCCUAUAUCCGAGUUCCGCUUUCAUGGUAUCAUAGUACCACCUACUCUUUCUUCCCGGACGAGACACACGCCUUGAUCCGACGAGUUUAUACACACCCUAGCCAACAAUACUCAAAACGUCACUUCUGCGGCUACUGUGGCACACCACUGUCCUACUGGUCCGAAAACCCGCAUACCGAGGCUGAAUUCAUCAACCUGACUCUCGGAAGCUUGCUGAGGGAGGACUUGCGAGAUCUGGAAGACAUGGGACUGAUUCCAGAAGAGGAAGAUGACAAAGCCCCAGCAGGCCGGUCACCGGCAGUGGUUGGUAGGAACACCGCAUUGCGCCAGUCGUAUGGAGUUCCGUGGUUCGAUGGCAUGGUCGAAGGAACGCGCCUAGGUAACAUGCGCCGAAGCCAAGGUGUCAAACAAUCUCACGAUGGCCAAGUCAAGGUCGAGUGGGAGAUUGUCGAGUAUUCCAACGGCGACGAAUCGAAGGCCCCAACGGAAGAAGAUAACGAUAUGGAGAUGUCGAACCCCGGAAAGCGAAAGCUACAGGACAGGGACGACUUGGAGGCAUGCUGUUGGGAACUAGGAAGGACUGCUGACUGA
Molecule: messenger RNA, 738 nt
Organism: Fusarium proliferatum ET1
Lineage: Eukaryota; Fungi; Ascomycota; Sordariomycetes; Hypocreales; Nectriaceae
Exons: 2
Coding region: 1-738 (245 amino acids)
Source: RefSeq, a predicted model, not a curated record